Messenger RNA from Diatraea saccharalis (sugarcane borer), 230 nucleotides. The record is from the annotation of a GenBank genome assembly. NCBI's taxonomy places the organism in Eukaryota, Metazoa, Arthropoda, Insecta, Lepidoptera, Crambidae.
AACUCAUUUACAGAAUGGUGACUACAAAAGAGCAAGAAUUGAUAGAAUUAAACAAACAUUUAGAAAAUCAAAUGGAAUUAAAUAAAAAAUGGAAGGACUCCUAUAUAGAAAUGACAGAAAAGUUGAAAAAAAGGUUACUAGAUUUACAGGCUGAAAAUAAAGAAUUAAGGAUGAAAUUAAAAUUACCUCAUUUUGUUUCAACUGAUGCAGAAGACAAUAGUACAAGUUAA